Hyla sarda is the source of this 4816-nucleotide messenger RNA. It is a transcript of the gene THRA, whose product is annotated as thyroid hormone receptor alpha. Lineage: Eukaryota; Metazoa; Chordata; Amphibia; Anura; Hylidae. The record is from RefSeq and is a predicted model, not a curated record. Gene Ontology annotation, molecular function: nuclear receptor activity; RNA polymerase II cis-regulatory region sequence-specific DNA binding; zinc ion binding. Gene Ontology annotation, biological process: cell differentiation; thyroid hormone receptor signaling pathway; positive regulation of transcription by RNA polymerase II. The coding region runs from base 866 to 2122 and encodes 418 amino acids. The transcript is spliced from 9 exons.
UCAUUUGCUUUCCAUCCUCACACUGUUCCAUACAAAGCGUUGGCUCCAAGAUCUUACAGACUGGAGUCUCUAUGUGGGGUUCUGUGCCUUUCGUUCCUCUCCUCUAUAAUUCUGCAAAUCCUCUAUCCCACAUGUGGGAUUCCUACCCCCCUUUCCAAUGUCUUUACAAAGAGGCCAGAUUGUUCAGUAGCCCAGUGGGUCUGGCAGAGGGAAGCCGCUUGGCUCCUGCACUGUCUGUGCCUCCUCCUGCCCGUCUUUUAAAUUUCACAUGGGUUAAUUCUAUAAGUAUUUGCCAAGUCUCUGAAGAGUUUAGUAAGACGUAAUGCACAGGAGGGGAAAUAAAUACAGGGAUUAUUGGUGCAUUCGCUUCGGUGUAAUCUAUAUCUAGGUUAAAGAGAACCUCUCAGGGUUUGGUUAUGAGCAGCAUGGGGUGGAGGUAUUCUGGGCAUGCUACGGGCAUUGUCUGGGGGCCUACUUGUUCCAAUGAAGGUUACGGAAAAAAUACUACACCGGUUCUAUCAGAAUUUAUCUCAUCUGUCCGUAAUGCCAGAUAUAGCAAAUCGAUGUCAAUGUCAUUACGGAGAUUUUUUCCUGCCAGGGCUUUCUCUUUCACAGUGGCAGCAUUUGAGUUAACUUCAUUAUGUUUGUGGUUUCACAGGGCAUGGAGGGCAGAGUGCCAGAGGGGCCCUUUUGGAAGCAAGGCCCCAUCUCUAUGACUCCCUCUGUCUGAGGAGGGAAUGGUUUGUCCGGGGAAGGUGUAGGACCUGCCUCCAUGUGAACACGGCAGUGUCUCAUGAUCCUCGGGCAACUGGGGGCGGAGCCCACCUUGGUCUCUUCUGAUUGGUUCUGGAUGGAAUUACGUUGAAUGGACCAGAAUCUUAGCGGGCUGGACUGCUUGUCAGAGCCAGAUGAAAAGAGGUGGCCGGAUGGGAAGCGAAAAAGAAAGAAUAGCCAAUGUAUGGGAAAAGGCGGCAUGUCAGGUGACAGCUCGGUAUCUCUGCUCUCUGCAGGGUAUAUCCCUAGCUACUUGGACAAAGAUGAGCCGUGCGUGGUGUGCAGCGAUAAGGCCACAGGUUACCACUACCGGUGCAUCACCUGUGAGGGCUGUAAGGGCUUCUUUCGCCGCACCAUCCAAAAGAAUUUGCACCCCUCGUAUUCUUGCAAGUACGAUGGCUGCUGCAUCAUCGACAAGAUCACCCGGAAUCAGUGCCAGCUCUGUCGCUUUAAGAAAUGUAUCGCUGUGGGCAUGGCAAUGGACCUUGUCCUGGAUGAUUCCAAGCGGGUAGCCAAGCGUAAGCUGAUUGAAGAAAAUCGGGAACGGCGUCGGAAGGAGGAGAUGAUCAAGACUCUGCAGCAGCGGCCCGAGCCGAGCGGCGAAGAAUGGGAGCUGAUUCGUAUCGUGACAGAAGCGCACCGAAGUACCAACGCACAGGGCAGCCAUUGGAAGCAGCGCAGGAAGUUCUUGCCUGAAGACAUAGGACAGUCUCCCAUGGCAUCAAUGCCAGACGGUGAUAAAGUUGAUCUGGAAGCUUUCAGUGAGUUCACCAAAAUAAUCACCCCUGCGAUUACUCGGGUGGUGGACUUUGCCAAGAAACUGCCUAUGUUCUCUGAGCUACCUUGCGAAGACCAGAUCAUCCUGUUGAAAGGAUGCUGUAUGGAGAUCAUGUCUCUCCGGGCUGCCGUGCGUUACGAUCCAGAAAGUGAGACCCUAACACUGAGUGGUGAGAUGGCAGUGAAGCGAGAACAACUAAAGAACGGAGGGCUAGGGGUGGUAUCUGAUGCCAUAUUCGACUUAGGACGAUCCUUGUCUGCAUUUAAUCUCGAUGACACUGAAGUGGCUCUGCUGCAAGCUGUCUUGCUCAUGUCCUCAGACCGAACCGGUCUGAUCUGCACAGACAAGAUAGAGAAAUGUCAGGAGACGUACCUUCUCGCCUUCGAACACUACAUCAACCACCGCAAACACAACAUUCCCCACUUCUGGCCUAAGCUCCUGAUGAAAGUGACUGACUUACGCAUGAUCGGAGCUUGCCAUGCCAGUCGCUUCCUACAUAUGAAAGUUGAGUGCCCCACGGAGCUCUUCCCACCACUCUUUCUUGAGGUGUUUGAGGACCAGGAAGUCUGAGUCGCUGUGGACUGGGGUAGAGAGGAAAGGGAAUCGCUUGGCUUUAUUCCAACCUGCCAACCCUGUUAGGCUCUUGUGUCCUGAGGAUAGAGAUGAAUGGCUCGUACAGCUCUUCUAAUGAAAACUGCCAUCGAAAUCUGGCACUAACCAGGAAUGGAUGCUCCCAGGUUGGCGUCAUUCUGCUGCAGAUCACCAUACUGGCAUAUGCUAAGGAAUGCGAAUUUAAGGCUUCGUCUUUUCUACCAUCCAGCAAUCAUAAGAUGCAAGCAGUCACCUCUUUAACGGAUGUUUCGGAAAUCGUUUUGGUACACUAAGACCCGAGAAUUCUUCAUCAUCAUUGUUAUGAUCAUCAUCACCCACUGAAUGUUGCCUGGGUGACAUAAAUGUGCAUAUGGGAAGGGUAAAAGUUAUGAGCAAGGCUAAAUGAUCUGUUGCCUCCCAUAUAAAAUGUCCAAGUGUUUAUUUGUGUGUAUAUAUAUAUAUAUAUAUAUAUAUAUAUACACAAUAUGUUUCAAACAAAACAUUUAAUAUGUAAGACUGAGAAGACAAAGGCUUCAACUUAAGUAGAGCUUGGCCAUAUUAUGCUGAGACAUUUGCAGACUCAGGACCACCAAAUGGCUAUAGAGUCAGCUCCUUCCUUGGCCAGAGCUGCCUUGUACACAUUGUGCAUGUCAACCAACGAAGAAGUGGGGGUCCUCCUCACCUCUGCGUAACAUGCAAAUUGUCCACCUUGUCCCAUUUCUGUGAGCCGAGGAUUUGUUACAGAACAGAGCACUUAGACACUGGUUCUUAGGCGUGGAAUGUAUCUGAUUAUGCUGUAUAUCUAUAUAUACAUUAGAUGCCAUCUGAAACAACAUGCGCUCAACAUCAGUAUAAUACUGGAUGAUCUUAGCCAAGGGUUCAAUAUGUUAAAGGGAAGCUGGUGACAGGUGAAGUCCGCGUCUUUAUGAGACAUAGAUUCAUCAUGGUCCAGCGUAGCAGGUAGCAGCAGGAAAACCAUGGGCUAUUUUACUAAUGGGCUCCAAAAACAAGGGUUAUGUAUUUGUCAUAUUCUAUGUAGAAAGUAGCUAGCAGAACAAAAAUUGUUGCAUAUUUGCAAAUCGGUACUUUGUGUACAUAUGUAGAUAUAUUGCAAAAUCAGAUAUAUCUCAUCCUUCACCUAUACACAGUGAGUUGGGUUGAAUAUUAGACCUUCCUCAUUGAACACUGAGGAAGCUGGGGGUUGUAGUGAUUUCUACACCCGUACACAGAAUUCCCUUGAUGGCACCCUCGAUUUACUAAAAUCACCCCCAACACACCCUCUUAGGUUAAAAAAUUGCACCAAAGUCUCCCCUUUUUUCUCCUUACUGUCCCCAUAACACUGCCAUGCGGAAAAAGCAGGAACCCACUGCAGCUAUACAAACCAAAAAUGAUUCUGAGAAGCACUUUUAAUGCCAUUCAUGCAGAUCUUAACCCUUCUUUGCUGCUCUUGCACCCUACAAUGAAGGAUCUUUUAGCGAUCGGAUCCUACAUGGCUUUAUGAAGUUUCAGGCCUUACUGUAUAGCCAGCAAUGUCUACGUACAAACCCUUUUUUUGAGGGUUGCUUUGCCAAUAUUUCUACAAGAUGGGGAAAGCCUGUUUAUAUUGUAAACUUUUAACUAUGCCCAAUCCCUAUCUUCUUGCACUUUGCAGAAAGCACUUCUUACCAAUGAUGGUUUCCCAUUUAUGUUGAAAUGUUUUCAUUUCCUAAUAAGCUCAAUGAAAAGAAGCACUUAAGUUUUUUUUUUUUUGUUUUUUUUUCUUUGUAGAUUUGAUAUUAUUCAUUUUUUGGACACCUUUUUAAUGAGAUCACACAUGUGUUCUCAAAAUAGCACUUAAAUAAAAACAGUCUCUGGUGUGUACCUACCAGAUGAUCUGUGGUAUCACUGAUGAGGGCAAAACAAACAAUGAAAUCUUCUAAGGCGCACUUCUGAGCUGUAUAUGGUGGAGUCAGCCUAUUUGUGGCCUUAAACAGUAUUGAGGGGACUAUAAUUCUCAAUAUCCUUGAGUCAUUUUACAUAGAGUUCCUAUACACCAACAAUUCUAGUUGUCCUUGGCUCAGAAUGUCUGUCUCCACCAUUUGGCAACAAAGGUGCAAAAAAAUAAGUGUAGUGCAACCAUGUGGGCAUUACUUACACUAUCCAGAGUCCAGUGGGCGGAGUGACUCAGCUGUCAGUCACUGAGUAGGACCUCCCACUUGGGCAAUCAUCAUUGUCAGCAUAGAUUUCAAUUUAUAAAAUACAACUAAAACUAUAUCUCAUUCUUCAAAGCUAUACAGUGAUCCCUCAACUUACAAUGGCCUCAACAUACAAUAGUUUCAGCAUACAAUGCUCUUUUCUGGACCACCGUAAGUUGAAACCAGACUCAAUAUACAAUGUACAGACAGUCCAGAUCUGUGAAACGUGUCAAUGGCCGGAAGAACCGACCAAUCAGAAUGGGCAUUCACUGGUAAAACCCCUGUAUUACUGAAAUUCAUUCACGGACUGGCUGUCUGGUAGCGCCCCCUACAGCACAGGGAGGAACUACAAGUUCUGUACUACUCCUUACCUGUGCCAGGGUUAGUUACCCCUUUGGACACCAAGUAAGGGUGGCUCCAUUUCGGACACUGUGUGUACUGUAUAGGACCCUGAAGAAGCUUCUGUCCUCUACAUAAACCAUUGUUUCCCAACCAGGGU